Messenger RNA from Musa acuminata AAA Group (dessert banana), 1166 nucleotides. RefSeq names its product basic leucine zipper 43-like. Gene Ontology annotation, molecular function: DNA-binding transcription factor activity. Lineage: Eukaryota; Viridiplantae; Streptophyta; Magnoliopsida; Zingiberales; Musaceae. Gene Ontology annotation, biological process: regulation of DNA-templated transcription. The coding region runs from base 416 to 1039 and encodes 207 amino acids. The record is from RefSeq and is a predicted model, not a curated record. The transcript has a single exon.
CGUGCCCUUUCUCUUCUCCUUUUCUUGAAGAUGCAUCCAAAGCUAUGCCCGCAUUAUAGUGGCACCAACAUCCUGGCCCUCUUUCAUUUCAAAGCAAAUGCUUGUCACUGCUAAUGAACCAGCUUCUACUUUAAUGGGGGCAACAAGGUUUUUGGUGUCGAGGGUUCCGUCAUCUGCACGCCAUCGUCUGAUAGCGAUGGAGGAAUUGUAAUGGAUGGAUGCAUGCAUGCAUGCAUUGCUCGGCAUCCAUCCAGCAGGAUGAGAUGCUGCUUGAACCGGACAAAGUGGUACUGCCGAGUCUUGCAACUCUAUAAAUUCACAUCAAUACCUUCCAUGCUUCCUUCCCCUUCAGUAGAACAUCCCACUGUGACCGAGAUCUUUCUUGGAUCUUCUAUUCUCUGGAAAAUUUGUGACCAUGUAUCCAGGUGAGAUUGCCAGCAUUAGAUACCUUUCACCUUCGUGUAUGCCUUCUUGCCAGUCUCAGUACCACAUGGCUGAGAACAGCAUCCCCUCCUCCUUCCACCUGAGCGAUCUCUUUGGAUGUUGCUCCCCGAACCAAGCUCAGAGCUCGCCGUUGAUGCAUGAAGUCGGCCUUCCAAACAACGGCAUCCCCUCCUCCUUCCACCUGAGCGAUCUCUUUGGAUGUUGCUCCCCGAACCAAGCUCAGAGCUCGCCGUUGAUGCAUGAAGUCGGCCUUCCAAACCACAGCGUGGUCGAGGCGGAAGAGCAGCGACUGUGCUGGGCCGAGGAGCGGAGGAAGAGGAGGAUGAUAUCCAACAGAGAGUCCGCGCGGCGAUCGCGCAUGCGCAAGCUGAAGCAACUCAGCGAGCUGCGGUCGCAGGUUGCCCAUCUCCGGUCUGCAAACGGCCGGCUCCUCGAUGAUCUCAACCGUGCCAUGAGAGAGCGCGAGAAGGUACUCCGCGAGAAUGCCCAGCUCAGAGACGAAGAAACAGAGCUCCAGAAGAAGCUGGAGAAGCUGCCACCUGAACAUAGUUGUGCUCCACAAAAUCCAGAAGAACUCGGCUCGGAUUACAGUUGAAUCCUCCUUUUUGUGUUCUUCCCUUUUGAACUCUCUCAUCUCUCUCAGCGUGAUUAAGCUGGUAGGCUGCAUGCACAAGUUUACCAUGCAAAUAAUUAAUGCUCUUGCAUCACGAAUUUUAGUGAUA